This is a messenger RNA of Cotesia glomerata, 4522 nucleotides long. Its product is annotated as probable multidrug resistance-associated protein lethal(2)03659. The transcript has 6 exons. The record is from RefSeq and is a predicted model, not a curated record. Gene Ontology annotation, cellular component: membrane. Lineage: Eukaryota; Metazoa; Arthropoda; Insecta; Hymenoptera; Braconidae. The coding region runs from base 286 to 4323 and encodes 1345 amino acids. Gene Ontology annotation, biological process: transmembrane transport. Gene Ontology annotation, molecular function: ATP binding; ABC-type transporter activity; ATP hydrolysis activity.
AGUUCAAAGUAUCAAAACAAAAAAAACGGCAAUCUACAAAAGAGUGAUACACUUGUUUGAUUCAAUCGCAUGACCAUGACAGGUUUUAUUCAUUGCUUUUUAUUACUUCAGCUGAAAACGUCCCAUAAAAAUUCAUUUAUUCAAAUAUACGAUCGUAUAUUUACUGUUUUAUAGUCGCAACUAAAAAAUAGUUACGUGUUAUGUAAAAUGUUAAAUGAUUUACAAACUAUUGCAAAAUAAAAUAUUAUUUUUAUCAUCCAUUUAUCAGAAGAUAAAAUUAGAAAUAUGGAUUCAAAAGUGGAUGUUGAACUGAAGAAAAACCCACGGGAGGGAAUAAACUUUUUGAGUGCUUUUACACUUUCGUGGGUAUUAAAAAUUUUCUGGAAUGGAUACAAACGAGAGUUGGAGAUCGAAGAUCUUCCUCAGCCGCUGAAGGAGCAUAAAAGUAGUUUACUGGGUGAUAAUUUAGCGGCAGCGUGGGAUAAAGAAGUACAGUUAUAUGAUACGAAUACAAAGCCAAAAAAGGAGCCAGGCAAAUCGGAAAGCAAUGUGAAAGUUAAACAUAAAAAAAGUAAAACUCCUAGCUUGCAGAGAGCUUUAACUAAAGUUUUUGGUGCACGCAUUGCUCUUUACGGAGUUGCGUUGGCUAUUCAGGAACUUGUUAUCCGAAUUCUUCAGCCCCUAGCGUUAGCCCAGCUGCUACGUUUUUUUACAACAUCAGACAUCAGCAAAACAGAAGCAUAUUUAUAUGCAAGUGGAGUGAUAUUUUGCUCAGCAGCCAAUGUAUUUGUACUACACCCAUCCUUGUUGGCAAUAUUUCACAUGGGAAUGAAGCUGCGAGUUGCAUGCUGUUCACUGAUUUACCGUAAGUCAUUGAAGAUAUCAAGAACAGCUGUAGGUGAGACGACAAUUGGCCAAGCAGUUAAUCUUUUAUCAAAUGAUGUAAACAGAUUUGACUUAACACCAGCUUUCAUCCAUUAUCUUUGGAUCAGUCCCGUUGAGACUGUUAUCGUCUCAUACUUGAUGUAUAAAGAAGUUGGUGUAGCUGCGAUAAUCGGAGUAGCGUCGUUGUUGAUGUUUAUACCUCUCCAGGGUUGGCUGGGCAAAAAAUCAUCUAUUUUACGAUUUAAGACGGCUAUACGUACUGAUGAGAGAGUACGGUUGACAAACGAAAUUAUUAGUGGUAUCCAAGCUAUAAAAAUGUAUGCGUGGGAACAUCCAUUCAGCAAUCUAAUUGAAAAAGCAAGGAAGAAAGAAAUGCGAAUGGUAAAAUAUGGAUCGUAUGUACGAGGCGUUAUGUUGUCCUUUAUGUUGUUUUCAUCUCGUUUGUCGCUUUUUAUCACAAUGCUGGCUUACGUGUUAGCGGGCAAUCAAAUAACCGCUGAAAAAAUAUAUAUGUUGACGGCUUACUACAGUAUUUUACGUCAAACUAUGACGGUAUUCUUCCCACAAGGUAUUACUACAGUGGCUGAAACUUUGGUAUCGAUAAAACGUCUUGAGACGUUUUUGAUGACCGAAGAAGUAGAAAGGAAUGAUAAAGCACGUAAAAAGAGUCAACCUAACAAUACUUAUUAUAAUGAUGAUAAUGAUAAGGAUUUGAAGGAUGAAAAAGCAGCAGAGCCACUACUUCCUCAGAUUGAAGGAUCUGUAACACUAGAUGAUGUACAUGCUAAGUGGUUGGAUUCAGAUAAUGAAGAAACAUUGAAAGGAAUUAAUUUGAAUAUUAAACCUGGUCAAUUAGUAGUUAUUAUCGGCCAAGUUGGUUCGGGUAAAACGAGUCUACUCAAUGCCAUUCUCAAAGAACUUCCAGCUCAUACAGGUACUGUUGAUGUGUGUGGUAAAAUUGCUUAUGCGAGUCAGGAACCCUGGCUGUUUGCUGGCUCAGUGCGUCAGAACAUACUUUUCGGACAACCAUGGGAUGCUAGAAAAUACGAUAAAGUGGUCAAAGUAUGCCAGCUGAAGCGAGAUUUCUCACUGUUUCCGUACGGCGACAAAACUAUCGUCGGCGAACGAGGGGUGAGUUUGUCUGGUGGACAGAGAGCUCGUAUCAAUUUAGCUCGAGCUGUUUACUCUGACGCACCGCUGUUCUUGCUGGACGAUCCACUGAGUGCAGUAGAUGCUCAUGUCGGAAAACACAUGUUCGAAGAGUGUAUCGAAAGGUACUUACACGGCAAAACAAGAAUACUUGUUACUCACCAGAUACAAUUUUUGAGUAACGUUGAGAAGAUAAUUGUGAUGAAGGACGGUGUUAUUAUUGCAGAAGGUAGUUACAAUAAAUUAGUUCAAAUGGGGGUCGACUUCGGCCGAUUACUGGAAUCACCACAAGAAGAAGAAGAAGCAGAAGAUACUCUGUCUCUGGGGAGGAGCCGAAAAAAUUCAAGGCAGGCAAGUGUUGCUUCGUUUAGUUCAUUCAUGACCAACGAAACUACAGGCCAGAUUCAAGCUGAACCCGAAGAAGUCGCUGAGAUGCGUACCAAAGGAUCUAUUAGAGGAUACGUUUACACUUCUUUUUUCAAAGCGGGUGGGAACGGCUGCGUAUUAUUCACUGUAUUUUUACUAACUGUAAGUGCUCAAUUAGCAGCUAGUGGUAGUGAUUACUUUGUGUCUUUUUGGGUUAAUCUAGAACAAGGCAAUAACAGUAAUUUUACCUUCAGUAAUUUAGUUCGUACUUCGAGUUCGACAUCUAAAUUAUCAGACCACGAUAGAAAUAUUUGUAUAUAUAUUUUUUCGGCACUGACAAUACUUAUCGUAGUGAUAACAUUCACGAGAUCGUUUGCAUUUUUCUCAAUGUGUGUACGAGCGUCAGAGCGUCUGCAUGACACAAUGUUCCGCAGUAUUAGUCGAGCUACAAUGAGAUUCUUCAACACAAAUACCUCAGGACGUGUACUGAACCGCUUUUCUCGAGACAUGGGUGCUAUUGAUGAAUCACUGCCCAUGACCAUGAUCGAUUGCAUACAAAUAGGCCUUACUCUCAUUGGUAUAGUUAUUAUUGUUGCGACCGCUAAUAUAUGGCUAUUAAUACCUACAAUUGUUAUUUUUUCCAUAUUCUACGGUAUGCGCAUUAUUUAUGUUUCAACAAGUCGUAGUGUAAAGCGACUGGAAGGUAUCACAAGAUCACCUGUUUUUAAUCAUCUCAGCGCGACGCUACAAGGUCUACCUACAAUACGUUCAUUCAACGCAGAAGAAGUGUUGACUAAAGAAUUUGAUAAUCAUCAGGACCUUCAUUCUACUGCCUGGUAUAUUUAUAUUGCAUCUUCACGAGCGUUUGGUUAUUGGCUGGAUGUUAUCUGCCUUAUCUACAUCAGCCUUGUGACUAUGAGCUUCCUAUUCAUGUCUACUGAAGAUGAUAAGAACUACGAAGGUGGUGAUGUCGGUUUAGCAAUCACUCAGAGCAUUGGAUUAACUGGAGUCUUCCAGUGGGGAAUGAGACAAGCUGCUGAGGUGGAGAAUCAAAUGACUUCAGUGGAGCGAGUGCUUGAAUAUACGAAUAUUGAGAGCGAACCUGCGCUUGAGAGUUUGCCAGAUAAAAAGCCUAAAGAUGACUGGCCACCUAGAGGUAAAGUUGAAUUCAAAAACGUUUACUUAUCUUAUUCGCCGCUAGAACCACCCGUACUCAAGAAUCUCAACUUUACUAUUGAACCGCGUGAAAAGAUAGGAAUUGUCGGACGCACUGGAGCUGGAAAAUCUUCUCUGAUAUCAGCUUUAUUCCGUCUUGCUGACAUUGAGGGAAACAUUGAGAUCGAUGGUAUAGAUACUGGUAAAAUUGGACUCCAUGAUUUCCGUGCCAAAAUAAGUAUAAUUCCUCAGGAACCGUUUUUGUUCUCCGGUACAUUAAGAAGAAAUCUUGAUCCUUUUCGAGAUUAUCCUGACAGUAUUUUAUGGUCAGCGCUGGAAGAUGUCGAAUUAAAAGAAAUGGGUCUAGAAAGUCAUGUUAAUGAAGGAGGUUCUAAUUUAAGUGUAGGCCAACGGCAAUUGGUAUGUCUUGCUCGUGCUAUUGUGAGAAAUAAUAAAAUUCUUGUACUCGAUGAAGCGACAGCCAAUGUUGAUCCACGGACAGAUGAGUUUAUUCAGAAGACUAUUAGACGUAAAUUUGCCGAUUGUACAGUACUUACAAUUGCUCAUCGACUCAAUACUGUCAUGGACAGUGACAGAAUAUUAGUUAUGGACGCUGGCUCAGUUGUGGAAUUUGACCAUCCUUACAUUCUACUUGGAAACGAAAGUGGAUAUUUAUCGAAAAUGGUUAACGAGACCGGUGCAAUGAUGAAAGAAACAUUGAAAAAUGUUGCCCAGCAGAAUUAUGAAUUCUACAACUCACAAAAAUAGAAGUGAAUUAUUUUGUAAAUCAAUAUUCUUAAAUUAAUACGAACCAGGUAGUUCUUAUUUAUAAUCUUAGAAGUAAUAGAAUUUUAUUGUAUACAUUUAAGCUAACAAUACUUAAUAAGGUAUAAGUCUCUAAACUGAACUUGCCUUAGAGAAAUUAAGUGUACUUGAUAUCUUUAUAAAUAUAAAAAAUAUAGCUAUA